AUUUCAUUUCGGUCUAGUACUAGUACCACUGCGUUGCGUUGCGUCCCGACAACCAAAAGGGAGCAGCUAGAGGAGGAGGAGGAGGAGGAGAGGAGAGGAAAGGGGGAAGAAGAGCGAGAGGGAACUCUGCCGGGAUCUCUGUCCGUGGUGGUGGAGGAUCAGGAGGAGGUACAAACCCAAAGAUCCGCUGCUUCUGCGAUUUCAUGCGCAGCUGCCUCUGCAUCUGCUAGCUUCCGCAAGAGAUGGCUUCGGUAGGCGUAGCUCCGUCGGGGAACAAGAGCAGCAGCGGCACCAGCAUGGGUGCUGACAAGCUACCUGAUCAGAUGAACGAGCUCAAGAUAAGAGAUGAUAAGGAAGUGGAAGCCACUAUUAUUAACGGCAAGGGAACAGAGACCGGUCACAUAAUUGUCACAACUACCGGUGGCAAAAAUGGUCAACCAAAACAGACCGUGAGCUACAUGGCUGAACGUAUUGUUGGUCAAGGUUCAUUUGGGAUUGUCUUCCAGGCCAAAUGUUUGGAGACAGGUGAAACUGUUGCUAUAAAGAAGGUUCUUCAGGAUAAGCGCUACAAGAACCGUGAGCUGCAGACCAUGCGCCUUCUUGACCACCCAAAUGUUGUAGCGCUCAAGCAUUGCUUCUUUUCUACAACUGAGAAGGAUGAACUGUAUCUAAACUUGGUUCUGGAGUAUGUGCCUGAGACUGUUCAUCGUGUUGUCAAGCAUUACAACAAGAUGAACCAGCGGAUGCCACUUAUCUACGUGAAGCUGUAUACAUACCAGAUAUGUAGGGCACUGGCUUACAUUCAUGGCAGCAUUGGAGUUUGCCACAGAGAUAUCAAGCCACAAAAUCUUCUGGUAAACCCACAUACACACCAGCUUAAGCUGUGUGACUUUGGGAGUGCGAAAGUUCUGGUCAAGGGAGAACCAAACAUAUCAUACAUUUGUUCCCGAUACUAUAGGGCUCCAGAGCUUAUAUUUGGUGCUACUGAGUACACUACAGCCAUUGACAUUUGGUCUGCUGGGUGUGUUCUUGCUGAGCUUAUGUUGGGGCAGCCUUUAUUUCCCGGUGAAAGUGGUGUGGACCAACUAGUGGAAAUCAUCAAGGUCCUUGGUACCCCUACAAGGGAAGAGAUUAAGUGCAUGAACCCAAAUUAUACAGAGUUCAAAUUCCCACAGAUUAAGGCACACCCAUGGCACAAGGUGUUCCAUAAAAGGAUGCCACCCGAAGCUGUUGAUCUUGUCUCUCGUCUCCUCCAAUACUCACCUAACCUAAGAUGCACAGCUGUGGAGGCACUUGUUCACCCCUUCUUUGAUGAGCUUCGGGACGCUAAUACACGCCUUCCAAAUGGCCGAUUUCUGCCUCCUCUUUUUAACUUCAAGCCCAACGAACUGAAAGGAAUCCCAGUCGAUAUUGUGGCAAAAUUGAUCCCAGAGCAUGCAAGAAAGCAGUGCUCCCAUGCAGGAUUGUGAGAGCUUGCUCCAUGACUAGUCGGAAUUCCAUUGACAAGUGCGCAUUUCCCCUGGGCAGCGAGCGUGAUGAACUGAUGGUUGUUGAAGAUGUGAUGUUCUGUUCUUGUAUGAUCACUCCACCGUUGACUUGUGUAGCUGAGUAGUAUGCUGCGAUGCAAACUUGACAAUGUAAUCCCGUUCACCCUCUCUCUCCCUACUAACCCUCGCCUGAGAAUUAAGAUUGCCACCAUAGCUGAUCUGUAAUAUGUUCUAGAGCAGUAUGAAUGUAUUUAUGGUAGUUGAUCCAUAUGUGGACCCUCUUUGAUUUUCCUAGUUCCUUUUUUCUUGAUCGUCAGACUCUGCUACCUGGAUCUUCUUCUAUUUAGAUUGUUAUAAGUUACCUGUUGCUACAAUAGUACUGUGUACUUGUUUGUCAUGUGAGUCGUUCUUUGCAAUGUGAGACGAUUUGCUUUUCA
Messenger RNA from Lolium perenne, 1924 nucleotides. RefSeq names its product shaggy-related protein kinase alpha. Gene Ontology annotation, biological process: peptidyl-threonine phosphorylation; cell differentiation; signal transduction. Gene Ontology annotation, cellular component: cytoplasm; nucleus. NCBI's taxonomy places the organism in Eukaryota, Viridiplantae, Streptophyta, Magnoliopsida, Poales, Poaceae. Gene Ontology annotation, molecular function: protein serine/threonine kinase activity; ATP binding. The record is from RefSeq and is a predicted model, not a curated record.